This is a messenger RNA of Aureobasidium uvarum, 825 nucleotides long. The record is from the annotation of a GenBank genome assembly. Lineage: Eukaryota; Fungi; Ascomycota; Dothideomycetes; Dothideales; Saccotheciaceae.
AUGGCCGACGCAGUAGAAGAGAUUGAAAGAGAAGGCGGCAGUCGCGCCGUCAAGGAUCUGUUUGCGGGUGCAGUCGGUGGUGUUGCACAAGUGUUGAUUGCUGCUUUCUACAAGGGCACGUUAACACCACUUAUCGGUAUUGGUGCAUGCGUGUCUGUCCAAUUUGGAGCAUUCCACUAUGCUCGCCGCGCCUUUGAGCGCCAGAACGCAGCAAAGACCGGCGGUGUCCUUGAAACACCCCAGCCGCUCUCAUACGGCCAAUACUAUGCAGCCGGCGCCUUCGCCGGUAUCGCCAACACACUAAUGUCCUCUCCUAUCGAACACAUUCGUAUCCGUCUGCAAACGCAGCCCCACGGUGCAGCACGCCUCUACAACGGCCCCAUCGACUGCGUCAAGAAACUCUGCGCCCACGAAGGCGUGCUCAAAGGCCUCUACCGCGGCACAGGCGUGACCUGGUUCCGUGAAGCCCAGGCCUACGGUGUUUGGUUCACCGCUUUCGAAUUCAUGAUGAACCAGGAUGCCAAGCGCAACGGUAUCGAGCGCAAGGAAAUCCCCACCUGGAAGAUCGCGUUGUAUGGUGGUCUGGCUGGUGAGGCCCUCUGGCUCGGAAGUUAUCCUUUCGAUGUCAUCAAGUCGAAGAUGCAGAGUGAUGGCUUUGGUGCUCAGCAAAAGUACAAGAGCAUGCGUGAUACCUUCGCGCAGACAUGGAGAGGUGAAGGUAUGAGAGGUUUCUGGAGAGGAUUGGGUCCUACUUUGUUGAGAGCCAUGCCUGUAUCUGCUGGUACCUUUGCUACUGUCGAAUUGACUAUGCGCUUGAUCAGCUAG